CUGGACAGUUAAUCAUCACCUCUGCACGACUACUGCCAGGAAAUCAGAUUGCAUUCCACAUGCAGAGAGAUGAGAACUUUGUUACUGUGCAAACAACUACAAGAAUAAGCAAGCAAGAUACAAGUCUACAAGAUGAGAUGCAGUACACUUUCUACAAUUUUAUGUAUUUUGUUGGUGCUCCAGCAGCUGGUGUCUGGACAGCAGUGUGGUACAGUCAGUCGUGUAGGUAGGAUGAGAACUGAUAACAGGAAUAGAGCGCGAAAUCAGUUCUUCAUUGAUCGUGGUAAUCGUGCUGGGUGUGCUGGGAUGAUCACCUCACUCUCUUACUGUUUCCAUCGACCACCAUUGACUGCUCCAGUUGCUAACGAAUACCUGACUACAGUUGCUGUGUACAGACCAGCGAGCACCAAUGCAAAUGAGGAAGUAUUUACUGUUGUUUCUUCACCAAUCACAAUACUAAAAUCAGCAACAGACCUUGAAGCUGAAUUAAACGCUGCUACUAAUACAAACUUUGCCUUUGCCUGCUCUGUAUUUAACCUACCACAACCAGUGCCCAUGGUGACUGGUGAUGUUCUUGGAGCGUGUGUGUUUGACCCUGAUGACACUACAAGUGGUGUCACUAUCUAUCGUCUUGAUAUAGUCAGUAGAGCUGAUCCCAAUACUGAAGACGUUGUGAGAACUUUUACACACCCCAGUAUCCCUGCCGGCUGCAGUGCUACUACUGUGCCAGGUUCCUUUGAUGGAGGUGCAUCUGAGAAUAGUACUAGUGCUCGCAGAUCUCUUCACAUCUGGGCAAACAUAGAAGAGGAAGCAACUAUGGGGGUGACUACCAUGGACUCAACUACAAUGGAAGCUACACCUUCCACAACUACACCUGAACUGACUGCAGACACCACCACUCCCACCACCACUCCCGAAGACGGCACAACUGACAUGACCACAGCAAGUGGUCCACUGAUGACUGAUGGGGACUCUACCACUGCAACCACAAACCGAGGGACGAGCAACCCUGAUGCCACCACUGCACAAUCCAUUGGUGGUGGGGGAGGUGGUUCCAACGUAGCCAUUGCUGUGAUAGUUGUGCUCAUUAUUGUGGUCAGUCUAGCUACCAUCGUGGUGACAGUCAUUGUUCUGGUAUCAAAGAGACUGAAAAAGGAAAAGGUCAAGAAAUCAUACGCAAUGACCAACAACUCAGUAGACUACCAGUUGUACUCGGCAGUGGCUAAUGCUGAAAGCUUAGAGAGAGCUAAACGGGAACAGCCACAGCCACAGCAGCAAGGCAGUCAGUGGCCCACACAGUCCCAGGAGCAUGUGUAUGAGUUUGAGGGCGCAUACAGUCCUACCCGCUCAAUGGAGUCCAACACCUAUGCUGAAGUUGGGCCCUUUGGUGCAGUGAAUGGUUGUGAGAUUGUGUACGAGUCUCCACUGGAUGCCCCAGCUAUCAGCUACAAUAAACUGUUGGAAAAGAACAAGAAAGAGGACAUUUAUGUUGGAGAAAAUCCGUACGAAACACCAGCAUCUAGAGAGAACGAUAUCUAUGCUCAGUUGCAGACCUGGAGGGUGACACACUUGAACAGAGAAGACAUUAAGAUUGCUGGUCACCUUGGGUCUGGUCAGUUUGGCAGUGUGGAGCAAGGAGUGUGGAAGAGACAGGGAACUCAACCAGUGGACGUAGCACUCAAGAGUCUCACCAAAACAUCAGAGGAGAACAAAAUCAAGUUCCUCCAAGAAGCCGCCAUCAUGGCUCAGUUCAGACACCCUAACGUUAUCAUGCUGCAUGGAGUAGUCACCAGUGGAGACCCUAUGAUGCUUGUGGUAGAAAUGGCGCAGAAAGGUGAUUUGCGACAAUUUCUCUUAUCUCUUCGACCUGACCCGGGACAGUUGAUGCCUAGCAACACUUUUUCAAUGUUACUGAAGUUCUCUCAACAAGUUGCUUUUGGGAUGCAGUACCUCUCAGCUAAAGGAUUUGUGCACAGAGACCUGGCUGCUAGGAAUGUGCUAGUGACAACAAAUAACAUGUGCAAGGUUGCUGAUUUCGGAAUGUCCCGAGAUCUUGCUGAUGAGAACUACUAUGUCUCACAAGGAACGGACAAGAUCCCCGUCAAGUGGACAGCCCCUGAGGCCAUUCACUACAAAAAGUACUCGACUACCAGUGAUGUGUGGGCCUACGGGUGUCUGCUCUAUGAGAUAUGGAGCAUUGGGCACAAGCCGUUUGAGGGAACAUCUAAUCAAGAGAUAUACGUACAGGCUAUUAAUGCUAUUCGACUCAUUGAUUCGGGCAAGCGUCUCUCUCCACCCCCUGGCUGCCCUAAGAUGAUCUACGAGCUCAUGAUACUAUGCUGGCAUCCUGAGAGCUCCCAACGUCUUGUAUUUUGUGAUAUUGUGUUGACACUGGUUGGAAAUAAAGAGAGAGUUUUGAACAUUCCCGAGGAGGACUCCUCCACUAACCCACUGGCUGGAGUAUUGGGAGCUUCACUGGAGGCCGGGGAGAACAUCUCAAUGUUGAUCAAGUUGCUCCAUUAUGUAUCUGGUCAGUGUGAUGUUGGUGCGACUGUAUUUACUGAAACAAAUGCAAGGACAAACAACGCAUUUUACCUGAACUCUGCGAGACCAGUGAGCUGUAAUGGAACCAUCAAUUCCUUCUCCUAUUGCUAUUACAGGCCAUCACGACGACAAUUUGAUGUCUACGUAGCUACAUUUGCUGUGUAUCGACUGAAUUUUCGGGGAACUAUGUAUAAUCCUGUGUCGGAGGUAUUUCAAGCCAGACAGACUCAAGAAGAAAUCAGUGAGAUUGAAUUUGCUUGCUCCACUGUCACGCUUAAACAACGAGUGUCCGUGGAGACUGGUGAUGUAUUUGGAGCUUGUGUUGUUAAUCCCUCUGACAGGAAUAUGUUUCGACUCGAUCUAGUUGGAAGAGGAACAGACAGACUACGAAGGAUAUCACAGCCAUCUCGCUCUCAAUGUAGCGAAACUGCAGUACCUACUAGUGUAUCAGUAUCUGGUAAUACAGUAACUGGAACUCUUUACAUUAAUGCAAUGGUGGUGUCGAAUGAUAUUUCUGAACCAGCAACAACUACAGAUGAGGUAGCGAUAACUACUAAUUCUCCUACCAUGACAACAGAUGAAGCAAUUCGAACUAGUGCAACUGAUACCACAGAUAGUAUGCCUGCUCCAAACUCUCCUAGCAGUGCAGCUGGCCCAACAGCUGCUGCCGUGGUGGUAGUUUUGCUUAUUCUAGCUGGUUUGAUUGCAACUUUUACUGUGAUUGUGAUUGUAUGGAAAGGCAAACAAAAACGGAACAGGCCUACGAGCUCAUACACGGUCUCCACACAUCCUCGUCAAGAUGUAGCACUUGGUAUUGAUAACAUGGUGUAUGCUGUUGAUGGUGGGAAGGAGUCAGCAAACAAUAGGAAAGAAAGUGAAGACUACUACGAGGUGUCUCAGGAGCAUUUUUACGAGCUAACUGAGAGUAACAAGAUGAUGGAGUUAAGUAGCAGCUACUAUGCUGAGAUUGGACCGUUCAAUGAAGUGGUCAAUGAAAAUGUGUAUGAGUCACCACUGGAUGCUAAAUCAAUCAGUUUUGUCAAACUCAUGGAAAAGAAUAAACUAGAAGAUAUCUACGGAUACGAGAAUCCAUAUGAAGUGCCAGCUGAAAGUGAAGAUCACAUAUAUGAGCAAUUUAGCAGCUGGGGAAUCACCACUAUAACAUCUGGAGAUGUAAAGAUUGCUGGUCACCUUGGGUCUGGUCAGUUUGGCAAUGUGGAGCAAGGAGUGUGGAAGAGACAGGGAACUCAACCAGUGGAUGUGGCACUCAAGAGUCUCACCAAAACAUCAGAGGAGGACAAAGUCAAGUUCCUCCAAGAAGCCGCCAUCAUGGCUCAGUUCAGACACCCUAAUAUCAUCAUGCUCCAUGGAGUAAUCAGUGAACAACACCCUAUAAGACUAGUCGUUGAGUUGGCUAAAAGAGGUGAUCUUCGUAACCUCCUACGGUCUCUAAGGCCUGAUCCUGGCCAGCUUCUUCCUGGGAGUACUUCAUCAAUGUUACUGAAGUUCUCUCAACAAGUGGCUCUUGGGAUGCAGUACCUCUCAGCUAAAGGAUUUGUGCACAGAGACCUGGCUGCUAGGAAUGUGCUAGUUACUCAAAACAACAUGUGCAAGGUUGCUGAUUUUGGAAUGUCCCGAGAUCUCAAUGAUGAGAACUACUACGUCUCACAAGCAAGAGGCAUGAUCCCCGUCAAGUGGACAGCCCCUGAGGCCCUUCACUACAAAAAGUACUCGACUGCCAGUGAUGUGUGGGCCUACGGGUGUCUGCUCUAUGAGAUAUGGAGUCUGGGACACAAGCCGUUUGAAAAUUUUGAAAACCUUGAGACUAUUCAAUUGGUGGACUCUGGUCAACGUCUAUCUCCACCUCCUGGCUGCUCAAAAAUAAUCUACCAGCUUAUGAUGCAUUGCUGGCAUUCUGAGAGUUCCCAACGUCCUGGUUUUCGUGACAUUGUGCUGAUGCUGGUUGGCAGUGAGAAGAUGGUCCUGAGCAUUCCCGAGGAGGACUCCUCCACUAACCCACUGGCUGGAGUAUUGGGAGCUCCACUGGAGGCCGGGAAGAACAUGUACUCUCAGCUGCAGAACAGAUACAGUAGAAGUGUAUUAACUGUUUAAUUUUUAUUGUGCACCAAACUUCACACCAGCUCCACCGAUCAUUACCCACUCUUUGAGUUUCCCUAUGCCCUGUGAUUCUGGAUUCAUGCAGCAAAAUUAAUCAUGAUACAUUUGUAAUUAUGUGUAUAAAAGCUAGCUUUAUGUUAUGUAGCUUUGGCACCUCCACCGAGGCAUCAGCACCCGCGGUGCUUUCAUUAGUUUAAGAGCUAGACUAUAUCUAUCUAUGUAGUCUUGUAGAUCUAUCUUAGACUACUUGUAAGAUGAGUAAGUCAUCAGGUCUUGCUCAGUGGACAGUAAUCAUCUGCUUUUAUAUAGCCCUUGAGGUGCUCACAAUCCAUGGGCAAAGUUGUCUUGUUGGAACUGAUUCUUCUACUGAGUUUGCAGUCAACAGAGAACAUAGUUUCUACCUCGACACUCAAGAUCCAGCUCAAUGUGAUGGGACAAUAACUGAGUUUAAUUUCUGCUACUAGAUCUAUCGCCCAACUCAAUUUGCUGCAUCGUAUGACUUCACCUUCGCUGUGUUCAGAAGAAGCAGCUCAGAAUAUAUAAGUGUAUCAGAAGCAUUCAUUACAGGCAGAACUGUUGCUAAUUCUAACUUUGGCACUGGUGGCACAUUUGCCUGUAGAAUUGUUUCGGUAAAUGAUAUUCCAGUGCAGGCUGGCGAUGUGAUUGGUGUUUGCAUUUAUGACCCUCCAGACAAUGCUGAAUCUGUCAGAAUAUUUGGGAAUGAUUAUACUAACAGACUACCAAUAGACAUGGUUAGCCAAAAUGCAGGAGAAGAUCGUUUUCUUAUGUCCACCAGUAACACUGGCUGUGGAGACAUGUUCGUCCCAAACCCAGUAGCAGUUAGUUCUCUUAAUAGAGCAAACCAGAGAGUUCUACACAUCCAUGCCGACAUAACUCCCCUUUCAACAACUGAACCUCCAACCAACCCCACGACUAUGGGCACAACACCACCCUCCUCGACAGAUCCUCCCAUAGUUACUGACGGUAUGACAGAGACUGAAAGUUUAACAGGCACAAUAGAAACUACUCUCUCAAAUGAGGUGCCACUAACAAACUCUCCCACAACUAUAGUACAGGAAAUGAUUCAAUCACCAUGGCCCCUUUGGCCCCAGCCAAGAAUACCGGAGUUGUAGCGGGUGUGGUGGUGCCAUUGCUAGUAAUAGUAAUCGUGGCAGUGGUGACUUUGGUAUAGUUGGUGUUUUUCUGGUGAAGCGAGGACGAUCCCAAAAGGAGAUAGCAGAGAGCAAUGUUGGUGGGAAGACUAUACUGGAAUCAACAAUGUGAUGGAAAGAAGCCGCCACUCCAUCAGUCUAAAGUCCAACGAGGCUUACGGUGUUCACGGCGAGACUCAAGACACUCUCACAGACUACUACGAUAAUGUUCUUAUGGAAUCGACUGCAGAGGGGCCUCUCUAUGAUAGUGUCACAGAAUCUGGAGAAGGUAAAGAUGUGAUAAGAGGAUACGCCAAUGAAUAAUUAGGUGCGAUGUGCACAUAAAUGUUCACUAGCAAUAAUAAUUAUUGUCUGACAAUGCAUGAAGCAUUGAUGUAUCGAAUAGCGUAAUGUUUCAAGGCGCUUAAUUUUUGCUGUUUUCGAGGGUUAGCAAAUCCUCCACAAAAAUAGUUCCACAACACAACUAACAGCGGACACAACGUGCAUUGACAUCCAAGAAGUACACAAUUUAUUAAGCAGUUCAACGAAAAUUAAUUGCCUUGAAAUAUUCGCACUAUAUGCACAAUUGCUUUUAUGGCGUGCAUUGUUAAUGCAGAACAAUUAUCAACAACUCCCACUCAACAGCCAAUGAUUUAAACCCUGAUGUGACUUAUGAGGAACCUACACACUACUGUGAGGAGCCGAUACCUUUGGAAAAUAAUGAAGCUUACAGUGUACACAAAUCUGGAAAUGAAAGAAGUGACAGCAAUGCCAGGUGAAACAUCCUCACAAGAUGUUGACCUGCUGAAGUCCAACGAAACGUAUGGUGUGAGAGGGGAGGUGCAAGUUGCUGCCAUUAAUGGGACCACAGUAGUGUGUAGGUUCCUCAUAAGUCACAUCAGGGUUUAAAUCAUAGGCUGUUGAGUGGGAGUUGUUGAUAAUUGUACUGCAAUAACAAUGCACGAAGCGUAUGGUGUGAGAGGGGAGAUGCAAGUUGCUGCCAUUAAUGGGACCACUGAUGCAGUGUGCUAUAGUGUUAUUGACUCGCCUGGUCAGAAAUCUGGAGAAGCAGCCAGUGAAACGGAAAUUCGGAUGGACAGUAAUGAGGCAUAUCGCACAUCUGAGAGAGAUAGACAAACUGAAGAUUAUGAUUACGCUAUCCUGUAAACUGAUCAUGAAUCACUAGCUUGUGUAUGUCUGAUUGUUGUAAUAUUAUAGUGCAACUGGUAGUUUUAAGAACCAGUGCUUCUUGCUUUUAGCUGCAGGCCGGAGACGAUGUCCAUGCAUGUAGAAUUCAAUAUUAGCACAUGCAUGUAGAGUAGAUAAACAUUAGCGUAAUCAGAUUUUGUUUGUUUUUUGUGUACUAUAUUUUGGCAGAUUUGUAAACAGAGAAGAGUUUGAAAACGCUGAAGUUUAUCUACCUCUUUUUUAGUAACUUCAAGCCUGGGCAGUUAAUGCCUAUCAAUGCUGAAGUUUUAUUAACAAUGGCUUUUGGGAUGCAUGCAGUACCUACCUCUCAGCUGCACAGAGACAUGGCUGCUAGGAAUGUGCUAGUGACAACAAAUAGACAUGCAAGAAUGUCCUGAGAUCUUGCUGACGAGAAUUACUAUAUACGUCUACCCAACUGCCAGUGAUGAGUGGGCUUUACUGGUGUCUGCUAUGGAGUCUAGGACACAAGCCAUUGAAAACCUUGAGUUUGAAUUUACAUGUAUUAGAUGUAUUAUUCUACUAUAUAUUAACAAAGUGACACCUUUUAUUCUUUUACUAUUGAUUGGUAGACUCUGGUCGACAUCUAUCUCCCUCUGGCUGCUCAAAAGUAAUUUACCAGUUUAUGAUGCAUUACUGGCAUUCUGAGAGGAGCUCCCAACGUCCUGGUUUUGUGACAUUGAUUGUGUUGAUGCUGGUUGGCAGCCAGCGAGGAAAUGCGGGUCCUCCACUAACCCACUGGCUGGAGAAAUCUAUUGGGAGCUCCACUGGAGGCCGGGAAUAACAUGGACUCUCAGCUGCAGAACAGAUAGUUUAUAUAGUAAAAGUGUAUAAACUGUUAAUUUAAUUUGUUACCAAACUUCGCUUUUGCUAAUAAAAAAU
Molecule: messenger RNA, 7901 nt
Organism: Halichondria panicea
Lineage: Eukaryota; Metazoa; Porifera; Demospongiae; Suberitida; Halichondriidae
Exons: 29
Coding region: 133-4656 (1507 amino acids)
Biological process (GO): multicellular organism development; positive regulation of kinase activity; cell surface receptor protein tyrosine kinase signaling pathway
Cellular component (GO): signaling receptor complex; plasma membrane
Molecular function (GO): ATP binding; transmembrane receptor protein tyrosine kinase activity
Source: RefSeq, a predicted model, not a curated record